AUGACCACAUUAUGGCUCUUCCUAGCCACCGCACUGGCAGUUUACAUCGCCCGUUGCUACAAUUCCUACUCCCGCCUCUGUCACAUCCCCGGCCCCGCACUCGCAAAGUUCUCAUCCGCCUGGAUGAUCAAAAUGCUCACCAGCGGCAAGGUCCACGAGAACAUGAUCGCCACCGCCGCCAAAUACGGCCCCUUGGUACGAAUCGGACCCAACGACCUGCUUUGCACCGACCCGGAGACCUUGCGCCGGAUGUCGAGCGUGCGCUCAGCUUACACAAAAGGAGUCUUUUAUGAGACGGGGAGGAUCAUCCCGGGGUAUAACAACAUUGUUUGUGAGCGGGAUGAGGAGAAACACAAAGCGCUGAGGACAAAGAUGGCAGGGGCUUACAACGGACGAGAAAACGGGAGUACAGGCUUUGAGGAAAGUAUAGAUCGACAGAUGCUCAACCUCGUGGCAUUGAUUGAAAGCAAAUAUGUCUCCUCGCCCGGCAAUCUGCGGCCGUUUGAUCUUUGUGCCAAGACGCAUUUCUUCUCGUUGGAUGUCAUUAGCGAUGCUUCGUUUGGUAAGGCAUUCGGGUUCUUGGUAGAGGAUAGGGAUUUGCAUCAGUUCGUUGAGAUCAAUGACUCUGCUCUUCCGGCCAUGAAUUUCCUUCAGGCUGUGCCGUCCUUGACAAAUAUCGUUUAUCGCUGGCCGUUUAAUCUGGCGCUUCCUAGGGACGUGGACGGCGUUGGGUUUGGCCGGUUAAUGGGGCUGGCAACGGGUUGCGUGGAGGAGCGGCUUCGACCUGAUGCAGAGCCAGGGCGGGAUAUGCUCCAGGCUUUUAUCAAUGGUGGGAUGACGGAGGAUGAGCUGGUGCAGCAUAUGUUUGUUCAGAUUGUGGCAGGUUCCAUUACGACGGCGGCAGCUAUUCGACAUACCCUCUUGGCCUUGAUAUCUACCCCUUCGGUGUAUGCGACUCUCCAAAAGGAAAUAGAUGAGAGUGUCUCCUCCGGCCGCGUCAGUCGUCCGGUCAUUAGGGAUGUCGAAGCUCAAGCCCUUCCGUAUCUGCAAGCGAUGAUUCGCGAGGGCUACCGAACCUGGCCAUCAGUUGUUGGCCUGGGCAGCAAGCAGGUGCCGAAAGGUGGUGAUAGUAUUUGCGGGUUCCAUGUUCCGGAGGGCACCCAAGUCUCGCAUAACUACUCGGGAAUAAUGCGAUUGAAGGGGGUAUUUGGGGAGGAUGCUGACGUGUUUCGACCGGAGCGCUGGCUAAAGGAGGAGGCCGACGCAGAGCGGCUGAAGUUGAUGAACUCUGUGCUGGAACUUGCGUUCGGGAAUGGAAAGUACCAGUGUCUGGGAAAGCGAAUCGCGCUGAUGGAGUUGAACAAGAUCUUUUUUGAGCUAUUGCAGCGGUAUGAUAUGGCGUUGGUUGAUCCUCACAACCCGAUCAGAUCAAGCAGCGGGGUAUUUUGGAUUGGAAGCGAUUUGAUGUUGAGAUUAACAAAGAGGUCGUAA
Molecule: messenger RNA, 1491 nt
Organism: Podospora pseudocomata
Lineage: Eukaryota; Fungi; Ascomycota; Sordariomycetes; Sordariales; Podosporaceae
Exons: 5
Coding region: 1-1491 (496 amino acids)
Molecular function (GO): heme binding; monooxygenase activity; iron ion binding
Source: RefSeq, a predicted model, not a curated record